Molecule: messenger RNA, 2316 nt
Organism: Synchiropus splendidus (mandarinfish)
Lineage: Eukaryota; Metazoa; Chordata; Actinopteri; Syngnathiformes; Callionymidae
Gene: evx1
Product: even-skipped homeobox 1
Exons: 3
Coding region: 928-2019 (363 amino acids)
Biological process (GO): regulation of transcription by RNA polymerase II
Cellular component (GO): nucleus
Molecular function (GO): RNA polymerase II cis-regulatory region sequence-specific DNA binding; DNA-binding transcription factor activity, RNA polymerase II-specific
Source: RefSeq, a predicted model, not a curated record
GUAGACGCAAAGACGUUUUAACAUGUAGUAUUGGUCGUAGUACAGGAGGUUUUAAUAGCGGCAAUAUUAUAAUUGACAGUGAAAAAAGUGAUAAUAGUGAUAACAGUGCUCAGUAACAGAUGUACUAGUGGUUGUAGAAAAGUAGUAUUCUUCUGGGGCGGCAGAUGAACUGGUAGGAGAACAGGUAACAUUAGAGCCAUAGACGAUCACAAAAAGAGUACUCCUCCUCUGUUCCUUUCUCUAUAGUUGUCAUUAUGAUUUUUAUUUGAACAUUAGGACCUAUCCAUUGACCACUUUUUUAAAUCUGUAUUACAACAAUAUUUAAAAAUGAAAUAAUAAUUUCUUUUGUAAAUCGGGCGCCUUCGCGGAAAUGUUUAAAUGGGAUUUCACAGUAUUUCACAUCCCCGCUAUUUCCCGGUAUUCCACGAAUAAACAUCAAAAUAAGCCAGAAAAAAAAAACAGUUUAGCUCUGUUGUUCAUGAAACGCGUCUUCGGUGAAAGCUCAGGGUGUCAUACUUGAUGACCUCACUUGACUCCAGUAAAAGGGGGUGAUUAUCGUAAUUACACGUGUAUUUACAGACUACGAGUUUCUGUACAAUCCAAUGCAUUUCCUUUAAAGCACCGAUCUGGGUGCGUUCAAGACGACGGAUUCGGAUUUCCUCAGUUUACUCAUAUCAAAUCGAUGUGUGUCGUCAUGAGGGGGGGCUGUCAUGACGACCAGCCUAUUAAGAAUGACAGCUCUGGAGGAAGAGAGAAAGGAAGAAGAGAGAGAGCGAGAGAGAGAGAGAGGGUAAAUGGUGAUCCCUCCCAGAGAUCUCUCUGCGCACUCUGCAUCGCUCUCCAGUCCGGAUUGCAUCCUUUCUUUCAACAAUCACAUCUCUACUUUCCAACCCAUCCACCUUCCUCACCACAAGUCUCGGAGCCGGCAUGGACAGCAGAGAGGAUGUGGUGAUGGAGGGAGGUCAGUCGGACAAGAGCGACUCGCCAGGGGGAAGAAGCCCGCAGGCGAAGCAGGACCACCGCAGCCCACUCAGCCCUCUGAGCCCCGGCACUGCUCCCUUCAGUAGGGACAGAGCCGAGCUGGCGGAGGAGAGCGCCCGGAGGAACAUGAGGCCAAUCCCAUCCUCGACUGGACACAGACUCCACCAAGCUGCUCAUCUCCGCAAAGACAACAGCAGCUCCGACACCGAGUCCGACUUCUACGAGGAGAUCGACGUGAGCUGCACCCCUGAAAGCAUGGACUACCCGACGCAGCAUGGACGAAAAGGAGAUUCACCUGUUCAUUCAAAUGACACCGGUUCUGACUCGGGUAAGAACAUCGCGGGACAGGGCUCCCUGUCCUACUCAGCGGACCAAAUCCGCCGGUACCGGACGGCUUUCACCCGGGAGCAGAUCGCACGGUUGGAGAAGGAAUUUUACCGGGAGAACUACGUGUCGAGGCCCAGGAGAUGUGAACUAGCGACCGCGUUAAACCUCCCCGAAACCACUAUCAAGGUCUGGUUCCAGAACCGCAGGAUGAAGGAUAAACGUCAGCGUCUGGCCAUGACUUGGCCUCACCCAGCAGAUCCGGCCUUCUACACCUACAUGAUGAGCCACGCUGCGGCCGCCGGGAAUCUACCCUAUACCUUCCCAUCACACCUGCCCCUGCCUUACUACUCGCACCUCGGAGCAGGAUCGGCACCGUCCGCCAGCCCGUUUCCGAACCCUCUUCGCUCCCUCGACAGUUUCCGGAUGCUGUCGCAUCCCUAUCAGAGGCCGGAGCUCCUCUGCGCCUUCAGACAUCCAUCCCUGUAUCCCCCCGGUCCUGCUCAUGGACUGGGACCGGGAGGAAGCCCGUGCUCCUGUCUGGCAUGUCACUCCAGUCCCUCCAACGGCAUCAGCUCUAGAACCACUGCGUCAGAUUUCUCUUGUUCACCGACCAGCCGGACUGAUGCUUUUGUCACGUUCACACCUUCCGUGCUCAGCAAACCUUCACCUGUGACUCUGGACCAGAGGGAGGAAGUCCCCCUCACCAGAUAGACGCCCUUCCCCUCUCCUUCAGAACUCUCAUGCUGCAUGAAGCCUGGCAAUGACACUCGUCCCAAAAAUUGGGGAUGUGACUCUUUGUAAUAAGGGUUCCUUUAUCAGUCGGUCCCUCCAGGACUCUGCCAGCCUUUCAUUAUAGUCGCGGGACUUUCCCUUCAAAGGUUACGUUUAUUCUUGAAAUGGCAUUAAAAAAGGGAAAAUUAAUGAGGAAGGAAUGUCACAUUUUCAUUUUGAUUUAUAUUCGAUGUCAAAAUUAAAUUAUUUAUGAUCAAAAAUAGCCAAUGCAUUUUU